AUGGGUUUAUUUAGGUGUGAAGGAAAAAUAUCUAAUGCUGAGGCAAGAGGCACAGGGACGCACGAAGUAGACGCGGAAUAUAACAUCGGAGAGCGUGGACCCGCCCAUACUUCGAUCAAUAAACCAAGCGACGUGAAUCCCUAUAGAACGGAUUUAGCUGGUAAAAAACUUGGAGAUAAGGACCUAAAGAAGACCAAAAAAUGUAUGAGGGAAAUGAAUCUCAUACUUGCUCUUAAGCUUGAGUAUCUUAAGCGCGUUAAGCAUAUUGACAGACCGUAUCAGAGUUUACGAAAAGUGGGAAAGUAUGAUGAUAUCCAACACAAGAAAUACCUGGAAGAAACCUUUCCAGAAGUCCACCUCCUUGCAUUUAUACCUGGUACAAAUAGUAAGAAGAAUUUGCCUGUUGGGGAGGAACAGGACCCGUGGUUCUUUAAAGGUACUACUUAUCUGGUUCCAAAAAGUAUCCCAAGUGAAGGCAACAACUUCAGGCCAAUAACUGGUAUGUUGAACUUUUACAAGUUAACAAUGAAAUGUGUGGCACGCGCCAUGCAGCUAGAUGUUGUCAUGAAGAAGCUGCUUGCAGACAAUGAAUUAAGAAGUGUUUCCCAGGGUCAAAAUCAUUCCGUAUGUGAUGACUUGGGAUGGGAUUGUAACGAACUUCUACAAACGCUAUGCACAGGAGAUCAGUAUAUCUGA
Messenger RNA from Thelazia callipaeda (thelaziosis nematode), 696 nucleotides. The record is from the annotation of a GenBank genome assembly. Lineage: Eukaryota; Metazoa; Nematoda; Chromadorea; Rhabditida; Thelaziidae.